Encephalitozoon romaleae SJ-2008 is the source of this 450-nucleotide messenger RNA. RefSeq lists its product as hypothetical. The transcript has a single exon. The coding region runs from base 1 to 450 and encodes 149 amino acids. The record is from RefSeq and is a predicted model, not a curated record. Lineage: Eukaryota; Fungi; Microsporidia; Unikaryonidae.
AUGGUGAAAGAGGAGGGAUGUAAAUACAGUAUGUGUUUGAAUAAAAUGUUUUUUGGGUAUAGAAAACAUCUAUGGUUUUAUGGCAGGCUUGAAUUUUCUGGAAAGUUUGAAAAAUUUACUUUGGAAAAAGAAAGAUCCCCUAAAACAUGUGUCCAGCAAGACAGAAGAAGCAAGGCGAAAAGACCAGGAAGGAGCUUGAAAGUGAGGAAGAAACCACUGAAACCACCGAUUCUUCUGAAUAUUCUGAUGAGGGCACUGAUGGGACCAGCGAUUCUUCGAUUGACACAGAUGAUACAUCUGAUGGAGACUCGUACACCAGCGCUGAUGAUGAGGUGUCUGAUGAUGAUGGAGACGACGAUUCCGAUGACUUGGAAGGAGAUAGUGGGGCUGAUGAAGAAUCCAAUUAGGAAUAAAGUAUUAUUAAAGUUGGAUACUCUACUUUUAUUUUAA